Silurus meridionalis is the source of this 2631-nucleotide messenger RNA. It is a transcript of the gene snx4, whose product is annotated as sorting nexin 4. Gene Ontology annotation, molecular function: phosphatidylinositol binding. NCBI's taxonomy places the organism in Eukaryota, Metazoa, Chordata, Actinopteri, Siluriformes, Siluridae. Gene Ontology annotation, biological process: protein transport. The record is from RefSeq and is a predicted model, not a curated record. The transcript has 14 exons. The coding region runs from base 22 to 1359 and encodes 445 amino acids.
UUUCACAGAUGUUAACUGCGCAUGCGCGGGAGAUCAAAUACAACACUAAGGAUGAUGGCGGAUUCGGGAAGUGAGGAUAUAGCAGUGGUGGGAAACACCGACCUGACUCCUUCAGCGUCAGAAAACAACAUUAAAAACACGAUGAUUGAAAAGGGUGCCAAUCUUUUGAAACGGGUGGAGAUUAGUGUAGCUGAGGCAGAGAAAAGAACCGGAAAAAAUGCGGUCAACAUGCAGGAAACCUACACGGUUUACCUCAUUGAAACAAGGCCAGUGGAUGCUGCAUCUGAGGGAACCAGUCCUGCCCCUGAAACGCUGUGGAGGCGCUACAGCGAGUUCGAGCUUCUCAGAAAUUACUUGCUGGUCACAUAUCCAUUUAUAGUUGUCCCACCUCUGCCUGAGAAACGCGCGGAAUUCGUGUGGCACAAACUGUCUGCAGACAACAUGGAUCCGGACUUUGUGGAACGAAGAAGGGUGGGGCUUGAGAACUUCCUGCUCCGGGUUGCCUCUCACCCUGUUCUGUCCACGGACAAGAUCUUUUACUCUUUUCUCACUGAGGAACAGAGCUGGAAGGAAGUUGUAUUUGAGACUGGAUUUCAGGCAAAGGCAGAUUCGAGGUUGAAGGCUUUGAAUGCAACCUUCAGAGUGAAGAAUCCUGACAAGAGGUUUGCAGAUAUGAAGCACUAUGGAGAUGAGCUCCAGUCUGUGAUAUCACAGCUGUUGCGUGUGCGAGCGAGAGUGGCUGACCGUCUUUACGGGGUCUACAAAGUGCAUGGAAAUUAUGGCAGAGUCUUCAGUGAGUGGAGCGCGAUUGAGCGAGAGAUGGGAGAUGGGCUGCAGAGUGCAGGACAUCAUAUGGAUGCGUAUGCUGCUUCUGUAGAUGACAUACUGGAGGAGGAGGAACACUAUGCUGACCAGCUGAAGGAAUACCUGUUCUACACUGAGGCAUUAAGGGCAGUGUGCAGGAAGCACGAGCUUUGUCAGUUUGAACUGGAGGUGGCAGGCCAGGAUCUGGCCGCCAAGAAGCAACAGAGGGAGGAACUAGCUACUGGGACAGUGCGAACCUUCUCUCUCAAGGGGAUGACCAGUAAGCUGUUUGGCCAGGAGACUCCUGAGCAGAGGGAGGCAAAACUGAAAAUUGUGGAAACCCAGAUUGAGGAGGGGGAGGAGAUUGUGAAAGAGAGACAAACCGAGUGCGAAGAGUUUGUGAAUAAUGCUUGGGUGGACAUUGAGCGGUUCAAAGAGCAAAAAGAACGUGACCUUAAAGAAGCUCUCAUCAGUUACGCCAUCAUGCAGAUCAGCAUGUGUAAAAAAGGAAUUCAAGUGUGGAAUAACGCUAAGGAGUGCUUUAGCAAGAUGUAAAUUGCGCCUCAAGCCAAGUUCCAGCACACAGCUGUACAAACUUCUCAGGGUAAGAGUGCUGAUAUCGGAUCAGUUUUUUUUUAUCUUUCAUCUCCAAAGGAAUAUAAUUAGAUGGACCAAACUGAUCCAAGAUCAGCACUCUUGCAGUGGCGCUCGGUAUGACUGCGCCCUAAGCACAAUCCUAGGGGUGUUAGAGGCACAGAAACUUAAGAAUUUGUGAUUCUUCAUUGCCACAUUAAUUAAACAACAAUUUCAUUAUAUUUUGAAAAUAUUCAGAGACUGCAGAAAAUGAUUAUUUAUUUAAAAUAAUGUUUACGGAUCUGAAGUAUACCAUAUUUCCAUUGUUAAAUCUAAGUAAAUAUCCAAAAUCUUUGUCAAUAAACACAAAUAUUUUAUGCUCGUCACAGAUAAUAGACUGAUGGAAUUUGUGUUGACUUUUUUUUGCUUUUUCAUGCAGACAUGAAAUCCUUGCCUUUUUGUAUAUUUUAUAUAUUUUAAAAACAGCAGUACAUUAGUGUCAGAUAUUUGCCAUAAGCGAUCCACGUGCAACAGUCUUGUUCUUAUGUAUGACAAGAUUAGGAAAGCUUAAUACAGAAGUUUAUUAUAAUUCUUUUGAACAAAUGGAACAGUUCAUUGUAAUGAAAUGUGAAAGUGUAAACAUAACGUUUAUUACAUAUACAGAGCACAGCUAAAGGUUACUUUCCCUACUGGAAGUAAAGCAAGCAGGCUUAUUGAUGUGUGUUCUAUCUAUACUCACAUGGCCUCCAGCUGAAAUCCCAGCCCUGAUGUUUAUCCUAACAUAUACUGUACACUCAUCAUUAGCACUGCAUGCUGCUCUGUUAAACACAAUCUGUUUAUAACUGCUUGCCCACACCCUUUUUAUGCUUCGGUUCUAGGCAGUAUGUAUGCUUGCUGUUUAUACCUUAUCCAAAAUCUUAUGUUUUUUUUUUUUUUUUUUUGGAAGCAGCUUCCACUAUUAGUGCCAGAUUUGGGAUAAAGUGUGGGCUGGUCAGGGUUUUGAUAAAUCUAGCUGAAUAUAAAUCUGGCAGAAGGAACAGGAAGUUCAUGCAGGAAAAGGAGGAUAUAAUAAUUUCCUCAUUUAACAGUUGUGUGUGUAUCAGAGCCCAGCCAGCUCCAACUCUUAGUCCCAUUUUAUGGUAGAAUAAUAUUGAGAGAUUUUUUUUCACUACACAUAUCAGAAUAAAAAUUGUAUAAAUUGGUGUUUAAAAAUGUAUUGUGCAUACACUAAUAAACAUGACAUUUUCUAAUAUA